GAACCCAGUACCUACCAGCCUUAAGUUCGAUAACUUAACCACAACACCACCGAGGCCAGCGACACUAAAAUAUAUUAAACUUUUAUCUACCGGUAAAACAUACUAGACCCAAAUAUUCUUUAAACGCUUUAUCACUGGCCUAUAGGAUACCAUAUCACAAAUCUUUGUGUAUUAUUCGGAUUAGAAUAUCUUACAAAGAUUUGUAUUUGUAGUGGAUUAAAUUAAUCUUGUAAUUAACCACAUAACUGCUAACAGGUCUAUCUCUCUACCUGUUUGGCAGGGAAGAGCGCAAAGUGUCGUUUAUCUCACGAGGGAAGCCAGCAAUUAACACUUUAAACCGCCGGGCCAAUUAUCUCAAACAACCACACAAUCGCAUCCCCUGUCACAGGACGCAGACACCGCGAGUUAAUCGGCUUUGGGUCUUUAACCGAUAAUCCCUCCGCAUAAAGCACCAAGCCAUUUUUUUUUAAUCCAAAGAUGAAUGAAUAUCUUUUACCAAGUUAAGUGCAUUGCUAAUUAUCAACGUGUCAACUCCAUUUUAUUAGCGACUGACCAAUCGGAAGCCGUGUUGUAUUCCCGUCGUUGUCGUCCAACCAAUAAGAAUGUGUCUUCUUUUUUUAAGGUGACGUCCAUACGACGGAUUUUAUGUAUGACGAGGAAAUAUAUUCAUUAUACAGUAGGCCUACAAGAUAACCAAGAAACGUUGUAUUUUGAAGGAAUUUAUGUUUAAAUGUGAGGAUGUUAAGAGGAUCUGGACUUUCAAGUCUUUAUGCCUCUCCGACGGACCACCCUCACCCGUGGUUGAAGCUGCAGCACAACAUAAUGGCGGAACAUUACAAAGCUUUCAAGUCGUUUGUCAUGAGUUCAUCAACACUGAGCAGCAUGCUACAGAACCAACAGGUCGAGAGAAUGGUCGCCACCCGACGACCGCACCAUUCAAAACGAUACCUGGUCUGUCCGUCAAAACCUCUGUCCUUCCUGAACCCCAAAGAAGAUGACUUAGAAAGGCUGACUUCAGACGAAUCCCCAAUCACGUCCGGCGAAUCUCUGAUCACUUCUGGUGGGUCCUUGUUAUGUGAGCAUCCGAUGACGCCUGUGGUAUCUUUCAGUGACGUCUGCCUUGGGGAAAACUUCUCUUUAUUUGAGGAGGUCAAAAUAGAAGAAGCAGACGAUAAAGAAUCGACCAUUUCCCAAAAGCAGACGAUAUCUUCUGUAGCUCCGGUUCAAGCCAGUGUAGUGUCCUCAUCCGAAGGGAAAUCGAGUGGAUUAAGAGAUGUUUCUGUAGACGAAAGCGGAUGUUACGUUACCAAGCUGCAGUCACGUGAAUCUGACGUCAUGUGGUCAUGCUACAGCAGCGACGCAGCCGUCAGUUCCAGUACUUAUUCAGAGGACAGAUCGCAACACUCGCCACCAGAAAGUAGUCUGAUCUCUGUAAAAGAUGUCGCUAAGUAUCUCUCGGAAACCCCUCCCCAGAACAACAGAUUAAACGAUUUUUCGCAACAGGACAUACAACGCUUAAACAGACAUUUUCGACACCCAGCGCAAAUAAACCAAACACCGAAUCCUGGUCGAUCGCAAAGUCUGUCGCAGAUAAACCAGCAGAAUUUGGAGAAUGAUGAAUCAAGGAUGCCAGAAGCGCUGGAUCUGUCUCGUCCAAAGUCAAAGAAUGACCGGAUACAAGACGAAAACACGAAACCAGGAAAACGACGCCGCGUUUUAAAAAGCAAAAAGAAAUGUAAGAAUGACAUACAAGAACAGGUUGUUGCCAUAGAUUUUUCACUGAAGAGUCACUCUAAGCUGGGAACUGAUAGCAAGGGCUUUACACCCGAGACAUACGGCAUUAAGAGCUUAACGACAUCUACCAACAACGGAAAAGCAGACGAUAAUUCUAGUGUGUUAUGUGGCAUACAAAAUGGUGUUAAAGCAAAUGGCAGAUAUAAGAAGUUGUGUGACAUCCAAAAUGGUGUACAAAAAAAGGCAAGUGGCAAAUAUAAGGAGUUGUGUGGCACGGAGAAUGGUGUUAGAGCAAAUGGUGAUUACACGGAGUUGCUUCAGCUUCAAAACAAUGGAAAUACAGACAUUCUGUGUAACACAGGAAUUCUUGCAAAGAACCCGAAGACAUCGCGCAAAACAGCUAUGUCAGUUCUGGCAGAAAGAGGCCAGCUUACAUUGGAUCAUACGGAGAGAUUUAACAAAGGAUUAGAAAGCACAGCUGCGGUUAUACCACCACCACCCGUGACGAACGGUAAAGCUAAAACUCAUGCCUGUAAAUUCUGUGGAAAGCUGUUCGCCCAGAGAUCGUCCGUGCACACGCACGAGAGAACGCACACCGGCGUGCGUCCGUACAAGUGUGAGUACUGUGGGCGGGAUUUCAUCGAUUGCUCCACCUACACGAAGCACGUGAGGCUCCAUACGGGAGAACGCCCAUACUCGUGUGACGUUUGUGGGCGUGGCUUCUCGCAGUCCGGAAACAUGCUACGACACAAGGCGGCGCGUCAUCCGGAAAUUCAGAAAGUCACUUCCGGUUUGAAGAAUAUUAAGACUCAAUCAGUCCAGUAAUGAUAUUUACUUGAUUUGCCAGUUCCAU
Molecule: messenger RNA, 2587 nt
Organism: Gigantopelta aegis
Lineage: Eukaryota; Metazoa; Mollusca; Gastropoda; Neomphalida; Peltospiridae
Product: neurotrophin receptor-interacting factor 1-like
Exons: 3
Coding region: 739-2559 (606 amino acids)
Biological process (GO): regulation of DNA-templated transcription
Cellular component (GO): nucleus
Molecular function (GO): DNA-binding transcription factor activity, RNA polymerase II-specific; RNA polymerase II cis-regulatory region sequence-specific DNA binding
Source: RefSeq, a predicted model, not a curated record